Messenger RNA from Jatropha curcas, 3139 nucleotides. Its product is annotated as RING/U-box superfamily protein. NCBI's taxonomy places the organism in Eukaryota, Viridiplantae, Streptophyta, Magnoliopsida, Malpighiales, Euphorbiaceae. The record is from RefSeq and is a predicted model, not a curated record.
GGUGGAAAAAAGGGAGGAGAAAAGAACUACUUGCAGGACAAUAGAAUUCCCCCUCAAAUCCCUUUGGAAUAUCAACAAGAAAUUCGUAAUCGAUAAAGGCGACUUAUCGCCGCCGCUCUCCGUCGAUUGAUCACAUGUAGACGACGCAAUGCUUGGGACUGAGAUUCGAGCAAUUUUUUAAAUAAUUGACGACAUUUGGACGGAGUUUGAACCUUGAGUCUUGCUCAAGCUAUCACGUAUAGAAAUGGGGCAGAAGCUACUCUCAGUCUCAGCUUGGCGGUUAUGGAGAUCACCGGUAAGAUAAGGAAUUAAGGACUGACGGUGAUAUUUUUACGAUUUUAGGGCAUCCGUUAAUUUAUUGCAGCAGAAUAAAUUUAAGAAAGGAGAAAAAUAAACGAAUAUAUAGAUAAUGUAUCCCACGUGAGUUGCAAGCAGCACCUGAAAGGUAAAAUUAAUUAUCUAUUAUUUUUUAAUGAAUAUUAAUCUAUGAAUAUUAAAUUAAUUUUUUUUAAAACUAAAAUAGAAAACUUCCCUUACCUUCCCUUGAAAACCCCAACCCCUCAAUCCAAACACGCGGUAGUUUUCAAGGCUUUCCUUUUCCCUCUUCUUCCCGCUCUAACAAAUUUCAGAGUUUCAAAUUGGCUCCAUUUUUACACAUGAAUAAAGGGUUGAAAGACAGGAAGAGCAGAGACCAAAACGACAAGAAACGGAGACAUAGUGAAGCAUGGUCAUUAAUGGCAACUUCUUCGCCAAGACCAUCUGCUCUAUCUGCUACGAAGAUCUCAAGCCCAGCCUCGAAGAUCUCCAAGCAAUCUCUAUCUGUGGCCAUGUCUUCCACGAACUCUGCUUGCAGCAAUGGUUCGAGUACUGUUCGAAAUCAAACAAGUGCAGUUGUCCAGUGUGCAAACAGAGCUGCAUGGGAAAUAAUGUCGCUCGUCUUUAUUUCCAAUCAGUGGAGGAUCAGAACGAACCGUCCGUGUCUCAGAAGGUGAUUGAUUGCGAGGAUGACCCUGAGCUGUUGCGUGGAGAAGUGAGAAGAUUAGCGGUGAAGGUGUCAGGUCUUACCACAAAUUUGGAGUGUCAAAGGAAGGAAAUCAAACAGCUCAAUGAAGAGUUGUUUCUCUGCAAGGAUCAGUUGAAGAAAGAAAUCAUUUUGAGGAAUGAUGUCAUGGAACAAAAGACUUCAAUUCAACGGCUGCUUCUUUCAAAAUCUGAGGAGCUUGAUACUCAAAAGUUGCAGUGCUUAAGGCUCCAAGACAGGAAUAUGGCAUUGGCCAAGGAGCUUGCAGCACUGAAACUGGUAUCAGAUCUGAAUCUGGAGGAAGAUGAAAUUUCGAAGCUUGCAUCUUUUGGCAAUGAGGCCAACUGCAAGGAUACCAUAGAUGUUCUAAGGAAGUCAUUGAUUAUUCGUAAUAAGAGUUACAAACAAUUGAUGGCCAAGUGCAAUCAACUUGGAAGGGGUGAGGCACGAUCUGGGCAAAAGCUUGAGAGGGCAAAAGAAAAGAUAGCUAAACUAAAGACAAAGGUCCAAGAACUCGAGAUGAUAGUUGAAGUCAAAGAUAAUGAAGCUUUGAGGGCUUUAAAAGACUCGAAAAAGGGUCAUUGUAAAGAAGUUAAUGCAAAUGAUACUACUGCGGGUCCGAAUGCCUUUUACCUUAGUUAUUUUUCCUCUGUAGAUCAGAAGGAAAAACAUUUUAAAUCUGAGGUCAAAUUGGAUCAAACUAAAAACUCAAAUAGUGAUCUAGGAAAUUUUGAUAUCCUUAAUGAUUUGGGUAGUAAUUCCACCAAAGAAUGGGCAGCCAUAGUGGCCCUUAAUAAGGAGCGAGAUACCUGCUUUUUAAUAGAUGAGGCUGCUCCAGAAUUUCCUACAGUUCAUGUGCUUUCAGAUACCAAUUCAAAGCAUUCAACCAGUGAAGAUGUAAAAUCUACUCUUCCAAAGUCAGAAGCUGUUUCAAGUAUCAACAGCAAAGCCAAAGUGAGUGGACUGACAUACCAAAAUGGGAUGUUUGGUUUAAGAGCUUGCAGCAAUAGUGAUAAAGGUGAUCCUUUGGCUGCUACCGAUGAGGAAGUAACCUUGCUUCAUGAUGAUGAAAAACAUUUUCAAUCUAUGCUUAACAUUAAGAAAGAAUCCCCAUCCCUCAAUUCACUUUCCAAACCAGGGGAUAUGUGUUUCUCAAGUGGAUUGCUGGGUCCUGAUGGAACAAACCGAUAUUUGGGGAAAUGGUGCAAGCGUGGCCAAAGUAAGAGAUCAGUAACCUUGGAAGGUGCAAGCACAGGCAGUGGUGAUUUAAUUGCUGUUGGAUCUGACGGGAGAGGUGGUAGAAUUAAAGUUCUGAGGUCCCUGAAUCAGUCCUUAUUGGAUAGUAAGCAAAAUUCUGCAGCAGCAAAAAGGUGCAAGUAUGGAGCCAAAGCCAGCAAUUUGCAGAUUGAACACUUCUUUAGCAAGACCACUCAUUAAUCAAAUGUGUUCAUGUCUCAGAUAUGGUUUUUUGUGGCUGAGAAGAAAAAAAUCCAGUAAGUCAUGUAUGUAUAUUUGGAAGGAGAACGAAUGAAGAAAAAGCCAGAGGACAUUCCUUUGUUACUCUUAUCAGCUUUAUUUUGAUUAACUAGAGAAACUGGUUGAUAUUCACAUCAGGGUUGCAGUCUGCCACUGUCCGCAUCUUAAAUCGACAUCAGUUAAAGUCAUUUAAAUGGCAUUCUUUUGGGUUAGCUUACUCAUUAUGACAUGUGGAUGCAUUAAAAAAAAAAAAAAGAAAAAAAAAAUGAAGAUAGCAUCCUGCUCUGACUACUUGCAACUGUUAAAAGCUUCUCUUGUUUUUCUGAUAUUAUUUUGAUGUAUAGUAUUUAUUAACAAAUCAAUAGUUUUUUCUUCAUCCUUGUGCUGAUUCUUGUCGGGAUUGAUGGUCCAAAUGGGUAGAUAUAUGGAAUUCCUUUGUACUCCCGAGCAUUUCUAGUGUUCCUUUUGAGCAUUCUCCAACCUUCCUAAAAGAAGAAAUUGGUUUAAAGAGAACUGAUUUGAUGAAUGUGUACAGGCACUGUACGAGGACACGAGGCGCUAUACUUUGUACAUCUGCAGAAAAAAGAUAGCCUAUUAUUUGCUUAUGUUCAUUAACAUUAAAGACAUGUUUCAAUUCUUCUA